UCCAUAUAAAAGAGUGGUGGCCGCUGUGUGAGGCAGAGUACGUGCAAAAGUCGCCAAAGCAUCAUCAUGAAAGCUUUUAUUGUUCUCGUAGCAGUGGCCAUCAGUGUCCAGGCUCUCACCGACGAGCAAAAAGAAAAAAUCAAGACCUAUCACAAGGACUGCGCGGCGGCCUCCGGCGUGGACCAGGACCUCGUCGCCAGGGGCCGCAAGGGCGACUUCGUGGACGACCCCAAACUCAAGGAGCACCUCUUCUGCGUGUCGAAGAAAGCGGGCUUCCAGAACGACGCCGGUGACGUCCAGACCGAGGUCCUCAAGGCGAAGCUGAACGCCGAAUUGAAGGACCAGGAAGUGACCAACAAACUCGUCGAGAAAUGCGCCGUUAAGAAGGCCACACCGCAGGACACCGCGUUCGAGUCCUUCAAGUGUUACUACGAGAACACCCCACACCAUAUCUCUAUUGCUUAAUUUGCUGUGAAAAGUAGUUUUAACGGAAGAUUUUAAUAAAUAAGUAAUGAGAAA
Messenger RNA from Zophobas morio, 519 nucleotides. RefSeq names its product B1 protein-like. Gene Ontology annotation, biological process: sensory perception of smell. The transcript is spliced from 2 exons. Bases 67 to 465 code for a protein of 132 amino acids. NCBI's taxonomy places the organism in Eukaryota, Metazoa, Arthropoda, Insecta, Coleoptera, Tenebrionidae. Gene Ontology annotation, molecular function: odorant binding. The record is from RefSeq and is a predicted model, not a curated record.